This is a messenger RNA of Trypanosoma conorhini, 355 nucleotides long. RefSeq names its product putative RNA-editing complex protein. Gene Ontology annotation, molecular function: single-stranded DNA binding. The transcript has a single exon. NCBI's taxonomy places the organism in Eukaryota, Euglenozoa, Kinetoplastea, Trypanosomatida, Trypanosomatidae. The annotation marks the transcript as partial. The record is from RefSeq and is a predicted model, not a curated record.
ACCAGAAGAAGGAGAUGUGGCGGCUCACUGGCGCUGCGUCAACCACUGUGUUGUGCUGGGGCCUGUGCAGAACAUUCAAGAAGGCUACGUAUUUGAAGAGAAGGUUGUGCAAUUCACAUUAAUCACAGACUUCGAGGGUCCUUCACCUGGCGACCCGGAUAAGGACUUUCACACAGUAAGAGUCUUUGAUAGCUCCUUCUGUGAGCAGCUAAAAAAGGAACUGAAGGAGGGCGAACGGUUCCUUGUGACGGGUCGGUUGCGCAUGAUACCACAGUACGACGGUGCGAUGAAGAAAUAUUACCACUACCCAGUUAUUCAGGUCCACCCGGGAUGCGGGUCGGUGGUGCGGGUCUGA